AUGGAUAAUAAGUAUCAGGGUGAUAUAAAGAAGAAACUCAAUUACAAGUUAUUGAAAAGAACUAUGCACUUUGUUUUAUCACUGUCUGUGUUUUCUUUCUUUGUUUGGUACUCUUCUGGCUUCUCCAUAGUCCCUCAGUGUUUCAAUGCUUACUUCUCUACGUGCCUUUUCUCCAUGCUCACUCGCACUUUUCAAAGGAAAUACAUGUUUAUAAUCUGUAAUGCCAUCCUUGCUCUUCUAGCCAUCUCACCUUCUCACAUCGAAUUCCAAGCUUCCACGACGAAGGCACAAGUUUCUGAAGAACCAGUUAGAGCUUUUCGGUUCGUAGAGAAUGCUCCUCUUGUUAUUGAAGAGGAAGAAAUGGAAGAAGCGAAAAGGCAAGAAGAAUAUUCCGAACAGGUAUCAGAAGAUGAACCCGACACAGACACAUUGUUUAUUGCAGAAGAAGAUGUGGUGGGGAAGGAUGAAGAAGCAGAAGAAGAAGGAGGGACAGGAGAUGCUAGUGAAGUAAUGGUGGCAAAAGAUGAUAAAUUGGUAGCUGCUACAACAAAGGAAACAAACGAAGAUCAACUAGCAAAUACAGAUGAGCUGAAUAGAAAAUUCGAAGAGUUUAUAAGGAAAAUGAAGGAGGAGAUGAGGAUUGAAGCUCAACGACAACCAAUUGAAGUGUAA
Messenger RNA from Sphenostylis stenocarpa, 672 nucleotides. Lineage: Eukaryota; Viridiplantae; Streptophyta; Magnoliopsida; Fabales; Fabaceae. The record is from the annotation of a GenBank genome assembly.